ACAAAGUUAGUAUUUUCUCAUGUGAUGAACGAUGACUAAUAAAUACAUCGGUACUUUUUGUAUUUGAUACCUAUAACAGUUUAAUACUAACUACGUUAGAAGUAACAGCAGGAUAUCUGCCAAGGCAUCGGCUAAAUAAAAAUAUCUUUGGCCAAAACAUAUCACGAAGUUCAGUCACACGCUGAUCCUCAAGAAGUAUGGAGCCUAUAGAAGUGCAGUUGACAGAAUUUUAUCCUAAGAAUAAUUCAACUGAAAGCCAUACCGAAGAAUAUGAUUUAGUGAACAGUCCGGAAUUUCCAACACCUAUUUUCCGAAGAGGAUGCAAUUUUUUCUUUGCGAUAAGGUUCAACAGAGAUUUUGAUGAACUAAAUGAUGCAGUACGAGUUAGGUUCGGCUUUGGACCCAAACCCAGUGCGAUAAAAGGAACAAGAAUAAUUUUGCCCUUAUUAGCUCGACAAAAAGUGCUGCCAAAAGAUACAAACAGAUGGUCACUUUGUGUUAACAGGAUAGAAGGAAGUACAAUAGUUUUGCAAGUUCAUAUACCUUGCAGCGCUCAAGUAGGAAUUUGGAAAUGUUCCAUCCAAACUAAUAUUUGUGGUCGUCGUGAUGCACGUUAUGACUACAAAGCAAAAGAUGACAUCUAUAUUUUAUUUAAUCCAUGGUGUAAAGACGAUGGUGUGUAUAUGGAUAGUGAAGACGAGAAAAAAGAAUACAUUUUAAACGAAAACGGAAAAAUUUGGUGUGGCACUUUCAAAAAACCCAUUGGAAGGCAAUGGAUAUUUGGUCAGUUUGAUGAUAUAGCUUUACCUGCAGCGAUUCUUUUACUGGAUAAAUCCGGACUAGCUCCUGCCGAUCGAGGAUCACCGGUUUUAGUAGCCAGGGCUAUUUCCGCUGUGAUUAAUUCGGUGGACGACGGAGGACUACUUGAAGGUAAAUGGGAUGGCGACUACAGUGAUGGUAUUUCACCUCAUGCUUGGACGGGAUCAAUAGCGAUAUUGGAUCAGUACCUAAGAACUAACGGAUCUCCAGUAAAGUAUGGUCAGUGCUGGGUUUUCUCUGCAGCUACAGUUACUGUAUGUCGAGCACUAGGAAUUCCUUGUCGAUCAGUUACUAAUUACGUUUCUGCCCAUGAUACUAACUGUUCUUUAACUGUUGAUAAAUUUUUUGAUUUAUUUGGGAACAAGAUUGAUGAUGGUCCUGAAGGUGACUGUAGUGAUACGUGCUGGAAUUUUCAUGUAUGGAAUGAUGUUUGGAUGACACGACCCGAUUUGCCACAUGGUUACGGUGGAUGGCAAAUAAUAGAUGCUACUCCUCAAGAACAAAGUGAUAAAAUCUUUAGGUGUGGUCCUGCAUCAGUAGAAGCAGUUCGUAAAGGAGUAGUUGGGUAUUUAUACGAUACUCCUUUUGUGUUUUCUGAAGUAAAUGCUGAUGUUGUGCAUUUCAAAGAAGAUGAAAAUUCAGACUGGGGUUUCUCCCGACUUUCUGUAAACAAAUAUCAUGUGGGACGAAAAAUUCUGACCAAACGUAUUGAUGUAACUGACGAAAAGGGAAAUUCCGAUAUGUGGAAUGUCACUUCAUUUUAUAAGAAUCCAGAAGGCUCUGAAGCUGAGCGUUUAUCAGUUUAUAAUGCUGUUAAAGGUGUACCUAAGGCUCAGCACUUAUAUGAUUUCCCAGAUAACAUAAAAGAAGAUGUGUUCUUUGAUUUGGUCGACAUCGAUGCUGUUCCAUUUGGUGAAAGUUUUGAAUUAGUUGUUAAUAUUGAAAAUAAAGCGGAUGCACCACGCAAAAUCACCACAGUGAUGUCAGCAACUUCGAUUUACUAUACUGGAGUUUCUGCAGAGACUAUAAAAAAAUCUCAGGGAACAUUUUCUGUAAAUCCUGGUCAGAAAGAGGUUAUACGAAUGAGCGUUACCGCCGAGGAAUACUUAAAUAAAUUAGUGGAUCAUGGUUUAAUUAAAAUUUAUGCUAUCACCACUGUAGAAGAAACUAAACAAACUUGGAGCGAAGAAGAUGAUUUUACAUUAAUUAAACCUGAAAUAGUUAUUCAAGCUGCUGAUACAUGUAUAAAAGGAGAAGAUUGUGUUGUAAACUUUAGUUUCCAGAAUCCUUUGACAGUUCCUUUAACUGAAUGUAGUUACACACUGGAAGGCCCUGGUUUACAAAGGCCUAAAUCUAUCAAAUAUGGUGACAUUCAACCUAAAGAAGUCGUCAACUUAACUGAAACCUUCCAGGCGAAGAGAACUGGAGAAAGGCUAAUUGUUGCUAACUUUACUUCUAAACAAAUACAAGGAAUUUCUGGUUCAAGAAAAAUCAUAGUGCAGUGAUAUAAUACUUUACCAAGUAUUUUAAUGUAAUUAAGUAAUGAGUUAAGAAGCAAAUUAGAAUGAGGAUAAAAUAAAAAACUAGGAGUAUAUAAUUUUGGAACCAUGAAAACAGACAUUUAUAUCGCAGACACUUGAGUUGACUGCGUUACUAAAUAUUUCAUAAUAUUUAAGUUUUUUAAAUUUAUUUUUUUAUUGUCAUAUUUUAAUGCAUAGAACAUGGGUAAUGCUU
This is a messenger RNA of Zophobas morio, 2553 nucleotides long. Its product is annotated as hemocyte protein-glutamine gamma-glutamyltransferase-like. NCBI's taxonomy places the organism in Eukaryota, Metazoa, Arthropoda, Insecta, Coleoptera, Tenebrionidae. Gene Ontology annotation, biological process: peptide cross-linking. The record is from RefSeq and is a predicted model, not a curated record. Gene Ontology annotation, molecular function: protein-glutamine gamma-glutamyltransferase activity. The transcript has 8 exons. The coding region runs from base 198 to 2324 and encodes 708 amino acids.